Messenger RNA from Caretta caretta (loggerhead turtle), 3197 nucleotides. RefSeq names its product mucin 15, cell surface associated (gene MUC15). The record is from RefSeq and is a predicted model, not a curated record. Lineage: Eukaryota; Metazoa; Chordata; Testudines; Cheloniidae.
CUUACAGUACCUGUGUUCACUAGACUAAUUGCACUCUGUGCCACAGCAGUAUUUCAAACCUACCUGAAUAUACUGUAGAGCUAAAAGGUUCUCUACAUAAAGAAACAAACCACAAAGCCAAUACCAUGCUGCCUUCCAGUGGAAUUCUUUUUAUUUUGCUGCCGGUUAGUUUAGGGUGGACCAGAAGCAAUGGUCACAGUAGUACAGUCAGUACAACAAACACUGACAAUAAUUCAACUACAGAUACGACUCCACCUUCACACCAAGGAACUUCACAUCAGCUAGGUCUUACUGGAACUAAUGGAAUAACUCCUGCUAUAAGCCAUGUUGCACCAACAACGGCCAAUAAAAAUGCAACAAAAAGUACAGUAAUAGAGAGUAACACUCAAAGCAACAGUGUAGCUCAAAGAUCCAUUAAUGGCACAGGGUUAUUUUUGACUUCAAACGUGGAUAAGGGUUCAACAAAUACCUCUGCCAAAAAUGUCAACAGAAUCUCACCAUCUUCGACACUAUCCAUAACCAUGAGUGACUUUUCUACAGCGACUGAAAGCAACAUGCCUACAAAUGCUGGUGUAUCAUCGAAAACGGAAGCCAAAAGCUUCACUUCAGUCACCUAUAAGACCAGUUCUACUGCAACAAUCUCCACCAAAGACUUUCUAAAGAGCCCCACAGAAGUCUCAUCUACCAACAGUCCACCAAAUAGACUGACCACAUUAUCCACACACCACAGUGGCAGUGUCACAACAGACUUCAAAACAAUUUCACAGACUACAAAAAACGCACACCAGAAUUUCACCAACCAUUCUACCGUCCCAUCAAAUCCGAAAGAACAUAACAAAGAGAAUCACCACAGUGCAGGAGUAGUGUUUGGUGCGAUUGUAGGAGCCAUUUUAGGAUCUGCAUUAAUUGGUCUGAUUGGGUACUUUAUAUGUGGGAAGAGAAAGUCUGGCUCAUUUUCCCAUCAGCGACUUUAUGAUGACACAAGGAGUGAACCAGUUCUCCGAUUAGAUAAUUCAUCGCAUAAUGUGAGCUUUGGUGAUUUCUCUUACUACAAUCCCAGCACAACAAACAAGCCAGCCGCACAGAACAGCGGAGGAAGACCAUAUGAUGGCAUUCCAAUGGGUGACAUGACUUCAUCUCAACCCCCAGCAUAAUGUCCGAGGGUAACGUCCGCUGGCUUCAGAUUACAAACUCGUUUGUGAUCUAUGUACCUUGUUUUACAUACAUUGCUCCCACAGUAUUUUGCAAGUUUAUUCCCCCUGAAAUAAUCCUUUGGCUAUUAACAUGAAAGGCUUUGGAUAGCAUAUCUGAAAUCACAAGAUAUAUUUACACAUGCUGGUCAUACACUGCUGUGCCAGAGCACCACUGUCCCAAUUGGUAAUUAAACUAAAUUCAAUGCUCAAUCUGCUUCUGUGUUAAAAGACACUAUGCUAUCUUUUUAAAAACAAUAUUAGCAAACUGCACAGAAAGAGCAAAGUCCUGUUUGUUACACGUAGUCAACUUCCUUUGGCUUCAGUCGAGGUUGCAAACAGGCAAUGGAGCAAAAUAUGACCAGGAUUCUAAGGAAAGUUUAGCACCUAGACAAAAUAACCAUAAUGACUAUCUUGAUGAGAAGCUGCUUUCUUCAAAUGUCAUUUCUAUCAGAUCUGCGGGUCGGGAGAUUUCCUCCCCGCCUUGAUAUUUGCAUCUACCCGAGAGAAAAAACUAUAAGGCACUGGUUUUAAUUACAUUACUUACAGCUUGCAAUUUGCCAGGCCAAACUGAUUUACUGUUUAUCAUGAAGAGAAUUUGCUCACACUGAUACAGUUACAAUUACUACAGAAAGGAGACCACAAGAAUGAAUAGUCAACACUUCCUCCUCCUCUGCACCAGUUGGUCUAUUAUCUGCAUUGCAGGUUAGGAUCUGUAAAAAUGAUGCAGCAUAUUUUGGGAUGGGCUACGUAGAAGGAAGGAAUUCUCUUUGGGUAAAAAAUGUAAAAAGAAUACAGAGAACCACAGACCAGUUUAAAAUCUUUGCUCAUUCAGCAAGUCUAAAAAUCAGGGAGAUAUCCAAAAUAAUAACAUAAUUUAUCCGUUUAUAGCCACCUAAGAUGCCUAAAGACAUAAGAAGAGCUUUAGGAAGGUAAAAUAUUACUAGUAAGAACAUCAUGAUGCUUAGAGGCCUCAAAGAUUAAGUGUGGGACACAUGUUUAUUGCUAUGGAUCUUAAUGUGUGUCAUUAAGAGUGGGCACUUUGGGCCCAGUCAAUGGAGCUACACCCAUAAAUAUCAGCUGAAAACCUGGCCACGAGUGUGUUAAAUUCACAGACUCCUUCUCUUCACUUUUGCACUGGCUGCAGCUGGGAGAGUGAGAAAUGCCUGUUCAUGUGUAUUAUAUAAAUACAGCGUCUAUGUGGCAAUUAACUUCAUCACAAUGGUACAGCAUUGGUUUGAAUAGAGGCAGUGCUCUGUGUGGACCAAUGUUAAAGUCUCAGGGUACAAAUAUGCAGCACUUUCACAGGAAGAACUAUCUACCCAUCUAUCUCAGAUAGUUACAGCAUGCUAAUCUUGAAAUAAUCUUGGUGUUGCCACUGACUUCCCAUUGCAAACUUAUUAUCGACUGCAAUGAAAGAUCACUGGAUCAGACCCCUCAGUUGUAAAAACUGCAUCUGCCUUCUUUCGAACAAAGAAAUGUUAUGUAAUGGUAACUCCUGUUUAAGAGUUGCCUCUGAGCCUUUGUUUGAUGCCUCCUGGUGUGGAACAUGAUGUCACAGUGAAUGCAGAGAGACUCUCAAAGAAUAAAUAUAUGAAAUCGUCCUGUAAAUAGUCAACACAAAACCUUCUGACCUGCCUUUAACUCACUUUAAUUAGCCUUUGCCUACAAGCUUUCAAAUCUGUUAAUUUUACAAUGCGCCGAAUUGGAUUACACUAAUUUUGGCCCCAAACCUUCAAUUAACUCUGUGUGAGUGGACCUCUCUGCACACAUGACAUAGAUUGCCGGAUUAAAGGCCUUGUUUUUCCUACAGUCAUUACAUUCCGAACAUAAAUUAGUAGUGGAGUAUUUUUAAUGUCCUACUAGUACAAACAUUGAUUUGAUGAAAAUAGGAAAAAUAUAAUAAACAUGGAUACUACUUGCUUAACAUUAUAUUAAACUUCAAAUCCCUCUAAAACUAAUAGUCAUCUAUAGAGGGAGAGGUGAAGAGAACACUUAGGAAGGAAA